Molecule: messenger RNA, 261 nt
Organism: Miscanthus lutarioriparius
Lineage: Eukaryota; Viridiplantae; Streptophyta; Magnoliopsida; Poales; Poaceae
Source: the annotation of a GenBank genome assembly
AUGACGGCGGCGGGCUCGGGUGCCAGUGUUCCUCCGGAAGUGCACGAGCCCCCGCGGGAAGGCGAACACGUCGCCCUGCGCGAUGGUCUUGGAGACGAGCUUGUUGGCGGUGCUGACGAAGCGGACGUCGAGCAUGCCGUAGAGCACGAAGAUGAGCUUGGUGGCGCGCAGUGCGCGGCGAGGACGCUUUUGCAGAUGCGCCCACAGCCACAGGAACUCUGCACCAUGAUAUGGAUGGCGGCACAUGAAGAGAUCUGCUAG